Molecule: messenger RNA, 1048 nt
Organism: Aspergillus glaucus CBS 516.65
Lineage: Eukaryota; Fungi; Ascomycota; Eurotiomycetes; Eurotiales; Aspergillaceae
Exons: 1
Coding region: 451-675 (74 amino acids)
Source: RefSeq, a predicted model, not a curated record
ACUACCCCCGGCAAAAACACCCUACUCCGUUCGAAGUACCAAAACGGAAAUCUAGCAAGUUUGCAAUGUUUGCAUGUUUACACCAUUUGCAACACUAACCCAAUCCAUCCAAUCACAUGCCUGUUGGGAGAACGUUGAGUGGCCCGUCCCGUGGCUCACGUGAUCGCCCCCUCUACUCCAUACUCUCAACGCUCAACAUUCCAUCUACACCAUCCAUGCACUCCUUCAUCACCAACUCAUCGCACAAUCAAACAUAACAAGCAAGAUGUCGAAGUCAUCAAAGAUCAACUCGAACACGCACACCUCCCGCUCCAGCGUAUCUUCGAUCACAAGUACCGGAUAUAACGCCGUUGCGGCCGCAGCAGAGAUGGAUCGCAGGGUGUACAUCCCGUUGUGUUUCUGUCUGGUUUCGUUUGCGGUUAUGGUUUAUAACAACUAGACAACAGCAACAUGCUGUUGUUUUUGCUGCCGCUCUUGCUCUUGCUUUUCGGUCUUACGCUUGCUAUGCUCCCAUGCGAACUACGUCAGCCCGCUGGUUAUCGUCGCUUUAUCUGUUUAUCGUAUCGUCGACCGAGGAUGAUUGAUAACGCCACUUGUUCCCCCUUUCGCCAACAUCAACAACCACAACACAACAACCCCGAUUUCGAUAUCGAUUUCAACCUCGACCAUUUAUAAAUAAUAUAUGAACACCUCGGUCGCACCAGCACCGUUCCUGCUUUUACGAUCAAUACGUCUUGCUCGCAUCUGCGACACGGGCAUACCUUUCCUCCACUUUACCUUACCUUGCAUCUGGUCUACAUACGCCUACAUACGUCUACAUCUACAUAAUUCAACAAUGGCCGGCCGACAAUGCGUCCUUGAUGGACGUGUACAAUUCAAUGCGAACGUCAACGUCAACGACAACGCCUUCGUCUUCCUGCUUCAACCAGGAUGGACUGACCUCAAUUUAUCCCGCCUAGUCCUGCGUACUGGCUAGGAUGAGUUGAGGUACCUGCAUGCGAGGAUGCAUGCGUUGCUCUUUUUUUUUUUUUUUUUUUUUCUUUUGUUU